AUGCAAGAAGUAAACUCAGAGUUCGUCCACGUUCCGUCCGUGCUCAAUGGCGUCAAAGGGAAGUCCCUCCUCCUCUCUGUGGAGACUCACUUUCAAAAUGAGGAUGUUGAGAUCCAGGGCAGCUGGUACCAGACCCGGCCGGGGGGCCCCAAAACCCUCCUGGUGACCUUCCACAACCAUUCAGCCAUCAUGGUGGCCUCCAUGAGACACAGGAACCGCUUCUUUUUCCAGCCCCCCAACGCUUCUCUCCUGAUCCCCAGGCUGGACGAGGCAGCGGAGGGGGGCUAUCACCUGGACCUGGACAUUCACUUCCCCCAGAGACAGGAGUUUGUCAGGGUCGAGAGGACCAUUCAUGUCACCGUAGAUGUACCUGUGUCCACUCCUGUUAUCAGGAAGACCCCAUCUUCUACAGUUGUUGAGGACAAGGAGAACGUGACGUGGACCUGCUGGGUGGAGAACGGAACCAGGGUCCAGUACCAGUGGCUGAGGAACAACAUGCCCCUAGAUGCUAGUGAUUGCCAUCAGUUCUCCCAGGAUAACUCUACUCUGGUGAUAAGUCCUGUGAGGAAGAAGGACAUUGGACAGUACCGCUGCCUGGCCAAGAACCACAUCAGCCAGAGACAGAGCCACACCCUGGACCUUAAUGUAUUCUAUGGUCCUUACAACCUGGCUGUAAAGUCUGACCAUGGCCUGAGGACCGGGGAGGUCUUCACAGUGAACCCUGGUGAGCUGGUGUUCUUCGACUGUCAGGCCGACUCCAACCCUCCCAACAGCUGUAUGUGGAUCUCUAAGACCAACAACGCUACUGAGGUCAUCACUGUGGGACUGCGCCUGGAGGUCACCUCAUACAAGCUGGCCCAGGCCGAGGAGUUCCUGUGCAGGGCGUUUAACAAUGUGACCCAGAAGCAGGACGAGACCCAGUUCACCCUGGUGGUGGCCAGCCUGGGGACAGGAAAGGAGAGAUAUGUCCAGGAAAGCAACUCAUUCUCUCCUCUGGCUGCCAUCACUCUGUCCUGUCUGUUGAUUACUGGCUGUAUGUUACUGGCCUACUUCAUAAAGACCUGUCAUCAUCCCAAGAGAGUUCUCAUGAACAUCUAUAACAGGUAA
Molecule: messenger RNA, 1107 nt
Organism: Salvelinus namaycush (lake trout)
Lineage: Eukaryota; Metazoa; Chordata; Actinopteri; Salmoniformes; Salmonidae
Product: HEPACAM family member 2-like
Exons: 6
Coding region: 1-1107 (368 amino acids)
Source: RefSeq, a predicted model, not a curated record